Molecule: messenger RNA, 991 nt
Organism: Daphnia magna
Lineage: Eukaryota; Metazoa; Arthropoda; Branchiopoda; Diplostraca; Daphniidae
Product: ribulose-phosphate 3-epimerase
Exons: 2
Coding region: 187-882 (231 amino acids)
Biological process (GO): pentose-phosphate shunt, non-oxidative branch; carbohydrate metabolic process; pentose-phosphate shunt
Cellular component (GO): cytosol
Molecular function (GO): metal ion binding; D-ribulose-phosphate 3-epimerase activity
Source: RefSeq, a predicted model, not a curated record
UGAGUAGUAGAGGACUAGAAGAGGGCCAAGGAUUUGAAUUUCGCAAUUUAAAACCGCUAACUCCAAGUGGUUCUUGAUCUCUUUCUUAACAGAUGGCCUCAGCGUUUGUUGUCAAGGUUACAUAGUCGUCUGCGGAUUGAUAUAUAUCGAGUCAGUAAAGAAGAAGGUGCAACAGAAGCUUCCACGAUGUCGGGACAUACACUUCCAUGUUGUAAAAUUGGCCCUUCUAUUCUCUGUGCUGAUCUGUCCUGCCUAGCCGACGAGUGUCGCAAGAUGAUACACAGUGGAGCUGAUUAUCUUCAUUUGGACGUCAUGGAUGGUCAUUUUGUUCCAAACCUCACGUUUGGACAUCCCGUCGUCAAAUGUCUGAGACCAAAAAUGCCAGAUAUUUACUUUGACAUGCACAUGAUGGUGCAAAAUCCAGAGAAAUGGGUUGAGAGCAUGGCUGACGCUGGGGCUAAUCAGUACACAUUCCACGUUGAAGCCUGUGAAGACAUUCCAGCAUUAUGCCGAAAAAUACAAGAAUCUGGAAUGAGAGUGGGUGUAGGCUUAAAGCCUGGAACACCUGUUGAAACCAUUUUACCCUACUCGGAUCUUUUUGACGUGGUUUUGAUAAUGACAGUCGAACCAGGAUUUGGAGGUCAAUCUUUCAUGGAAGACAUGAUGAGUAAGGUCCAAUAUCUGAGGACAAAUUUUCCAUAUCUAGACAUUGAAGUUGAUGGUGGAGUUGGACCCAACAACAUUGAUGUUGUGGCUGAAGCAGGUGCAAACAUGAUUGUUUCAGGAACAGCAAUCACCGGUGCAUCAGACCCAUCACAAGUGAUUGCUCUACUAAGAAAUUCAGUGGAGAAUGCAAUUCAAAAAUCUCAGCUUGAACGCUGAAUUUCUAUUGAUUAUGUCAAUGUAGGUGAAUGGAUCUUACAAUAUUACAACUUCUUUGUCAUUUGGCUGUAAGUUAUAUUUGCACAUCAAAUACAUUGUGUAAAAUGUU